CCAAAACAGCCAGGACCUGAGUGCUCCUUGAACAGAAGGGCCUGCCAGAGGAAUUUCCCGAGUGCUCCAGCGCCAGGCGUCGCAACUCCUGCGGUCAGCCCGGAGGCCACCAGUGCCAGUGGGCUCUGAGGAUCUGCUGUUCCCCAGGCCAUGCUGGGUCAGGGACUGCCCCUGCGCGUGGCCACCCUGCUGACCGGGCUGCUGGAAUGCCUGGGCUUCGCAGGCGUCCUCUUUGGCUGGACGUCCCUAGUAUUCGUCUUCAAAACAGAGCAUUACUUUGAGGAGCUGUGUGAACCAGACCCCAGGCUGAAGGGCAAUGCCACAGGCCCACAUGACUGCAAGGCCCAGGACGAGAGGUUCUUACUGAUCUUUACCCUGGCGUCCUUCAUGAACAACUUCAUGACCUUCCCUGCCGGCUACAUCUUUGACCGUUUCAAGACCACCGUGGCCCGCCUCCUAGCCAUAUUUCUCUACACUACUGGCACGCUCAUCAUAGCCUUCACCUCUGCAGGCUCGGCGCUGCUGCUUUUCCUGGCCAUGCCCAUGCUCACCGUCGGGGGAAUCCUGUUUCUGAUCACCAACCUGCAGGUUGGGAACCUAUUUGGCAAACACCGCUCGACCAUCAUCACCCUCUACAAUGGAGCGUUCGACUCUUCGUCAGCCGUGUUUCUUAUCAUUAAGCUCCUUUAUGAGCAAGGUAUCAGCCUGAGGGCCUCCUUCAUCUUCCUCUCUGUCUGCAGUGCUUGGCAUGUUGCUCGUACCUUCCUCCUGAUGCUCCGGGGGCACAUCCCCUACCCACUGCCCCCCAACUACAGCUAUGGCCUGUGCCCUAGAACUAGUACCAGAGAGAAGAGGAAAGAAAUGGCUGAGUCUGAAAAGCUGGAUCUACAGACCAAGGGGUUCCUGUCACCAAAGGAAGAGAUCCCAGGACCAGAGCAGCAGGAGGAGCCCCGUUCUUUCAAGAGCUGUGUUCUCUCCUGGCGCUAUGCCUGGCACCUGGUGUGGCUGUCGGUGAUACAGUUGUGGCACUACCUCUUCAUCAGCACCCUCAACUCUCUGCUCACCACCUUGGCCGGUGAUGACAGGAAACUGGUCAGCAGCUACACAAAUGCGUUUGCCAUCACUCAGUUCUUUGGAGUGCUGUGUGCCCCCUGGAACGGCCUGCUCAUGGACCGGCUUAAACAGAAGUACCAGAGGGAAGCGGCCAAAACAGGUUCUUCGGCCUCAGUGGUGGCCCUUUCCUCAGCGGCGCCUUCCCUGGCCCUGACGUCUUUGCUGUGCCUGGGCUUUGCCCUCUGUGCCUCGGUCCCUGUGCUCCCCCUCCAGUACCUCACCUUCGUCCUGCAAGUGAUCAGCCGCUCCUUCCUCUACGGGGGCAACGCUGCCUUCCUUACCAUCGCUUUCCCGUCGGAGCACUUUGGGAAGCUCUUUGGGCUGGUGAUGGCCCUGUCAGCCAUCGUGUCCCUGCUGCAGUUCCCCAUCUUCACUCUCAUCCAAGGCCCCCUCCAGAACGACCCCUUCUAUGUNAACCUGGCGCUGGUGCUCCUCACUCUCCUGACCUUCGUCCACCCCUUCCUGGUGCACCGGGACUGCCGGCGGAGCGCAGCGGCCCCUGCGGCCACUUAG
Miniopterus natalensis is the source of this 1626-nucleotide messenger RNA. NCBI's taxonomy places the organism in Eukaryota, Metazoa, Chordata, Mammalia, Chiroptera, Miniopteridae. The record is from RefSeq and is a predicted model, not a curated record.